Messenger RNA from Meloidogyne enterolobii, 371 nucleotides. The record is from the annotation of a GenBank genome assembly. Lineage: Eukaryota; Metazoa; Nematoda; Chromadorea; Rhabditida; Meloidogynidae.
UUUUUUUAACACAAAUGCAAAAUGCAAAUGACCCAGCUGGGUCCAGAAUUUGAAUCUGUAAUUGUUGCUACAAUUAUGUUUUUGGCGGGUGGGGCACUUAGUUUCUUUUGUUGUUUUUGUAUUACACAUGGUUAUCUUUGGCAUAAAAGAAGAAUUUAUAGGAGAAGAUUAAAAAAUGAAUGGAGUGAAGGUAAAAAGUGGAUUAUAGAUCGGGAAUUUUAAAAGACUUGGUUAAGGACAGGUCCGUAGCCAGGAAAAAUUUUCGAGGAGGUGGGGGCAGAAAGGGGAAUCAUUUUCGGCGCCCACUGAAUAUGGACCUGGAUGAGGACCUUGACCCGAUUUUUGGCCUUAAGUCAAGUAAAAAUCAAGGG